AAUUCGGCCAAAUCAUUCUUUUCAACUCGUGGGCCUGUAGUCCUCUAUACAUUUCGAUCACCAUUCUUCCUACUAUCUCUGCACGUUUAAAAAACGUCCGAACUGGGGGAUCUGAAAACGCUCAUCUGCUCUACUGAUAUUGGAUCAGUGCACGGCCGAUAAGCGGGUGUGCAAUCCACCACACAAUACCAUCCUUGCUUUGACAAGUGCAAUACAUCACACCACAGUGCAACACCCGAUGCUCGAGUCACGUGCCAGGCUGCCAUUUGUCUUCCGGCCCGGCGUGUCUAUCAUUCAUAAGCUCGUCGCCAACUGGCUUCUCACGGACCCCAACUAUGUGAUAGAUUCAGACCCCUCCAAGCUCAAGAACUACCAGGUACAAAAGCACCAGGACAUGGGUGCAUGGUACCUCUGUGGCGGGCGGCUCCGGACAGGAAAAAAGCUCCCUUUGAAUGUGAUCGUGGCACUGGUGAUGAUUACCUGUGCCGUACUCUUUUUCAUAUAUGAAGCACCGUGGACCUGGAGCCACUUGAGCCCAGCGGUGCCGGUUAUGUUUGCUUACCUAUGGUUUCUAACCGCAAUGUUCUUUGUGAAAGCAGCGACGCUCGAUCCAGGAAUCCAGCCCCGGAACCUCCAUGUGCCUUUCGAUGCUUCGUUGCUAGAGAGGCAAAACGGUCCCGAUGAAUAUUUCAACACCGUGUCUUUGCCAUACUUUAGUGACCGAGUGAACGGCGUCACGGUUAAGUACUGCGCCACCUGCCAUAUCUGGCGGGCGCCACGCAUGAGCCACUGUGCCGUGUGCAAUUCGUGUGUACUGGUCCACGACCAUCAUUGCGUGUUCCUCAACAAUUGUGUUGGAUACAGAAACUACCGCUAUUUUCUCUGGUUUCUUCUUACAUGCGUGAUCACAAGCGUGUACUUGGCCACGUUCACGUUCCUACAUUGUUUCUGGUAUAGGUACAGCCAUGUGGUUGAAGACGGUGUUUUGGUGAACUCUUUCAAAGCAUCCAUCUCGCAGUCCCCGGCCACGUUUUUUCUAGCGCUUGCUGGUUGCCUGGCCAGCGUCUAUCCGUUAAUGCUCCUCGGUUUUCACAUCUUUUUGACCGCCAACAACUUGACCACAAGAGAGUAUCUCAACUACGUGCGGCCGCUGGCAGACACCGACGACACCUACGUUAACGUUUAUGACCGCAAAAGUAUGAUGAGAAAUAUGUGGCUUACUUGGGUGGCCACGCCUCAGUGUCUAUCUUUGCUCAGGCCCACCGAACAAUACUUAGACGGUGAUUUUACAAAGGAACGGGUUCCAGUCCUAUCUGCUUAGGAGAAGUAGAAUAUUUUGCAUGGCAACUGCAAAACCAGACUUUUGAUUGCAGCAUGCUU
Messenger RNA from Metschnikowia bicuspidata var. bicuspidata NRRL YB-4993, 1380 nucleotides. Its product is annotated as palmitoyltransferase. The transcript has a single exon. The coding region runs from base 239 to 1321 and encodes 360 amino acids. NCBI's taxonomy places the organism in Eukaryota, Fungi, Ascomycota, Pichiomycetes, Serinales, Metschnikowiaceae. Gene Ontology annotation, cellular component: endoplasmic reticulum; Golgi apparatus. The record is from RefSeq and is a predicted model, not a curated record. Gene Ontology annotation, biological process: peptidyl-L-cysteine S-palmitoylation; protein targeting to membrane. Gene Ontology annotation, molecular function: protein-cysteine S-palmitoyltransferase activity.